GCCUGGAGGGCUCCCGCGCGAGCCCGGGCACGGCGCUGCCGGCGGCCGCGAGCACGGCGGCGGCGCCGAGGGGCUGGCGGCCGCCGCGAGGCUGCCGGCGGCAGGCCGCGCGAGCUCGCACGCCGAGGGCCCGCGGGACCUGGCGCCGGCCGCGGGGUGCGAGGCGCUCGGCGCCCGCGGCCUCCGGCAAGGCCUCGCCGCCGCGAGGAGCCUUCCCGAGGCCGCGCCCGAGGUCACCCCGACGGACGUUGGCCAGGCCUUCGCCUUGGCACACUUCUCGCAGGAAGAGGCCGAGCUCAAGGACGUCAGGCUGUGGGGCGGCGGUCCGCUGCUCCGGACGCCGAAGCGCCACGAGUUCGCCUCCGGCGCGGUCUACGACGGGCAGUGGCAUCGCCGGAGGCGCGACGGGUGGGGCUCCAUGCGGUGGCCGGAUGGCAGCCGGUACGAGGGCGAGUGGCGGAGCAACAAGGCCACGGGCAAGGGGCGCUUCCGGCACGUGCAGGGCGACGCCUACUGCGGGGAGUGGACUGAAUGCCAAGCCCAUGGCAAUGGCGUCUUUAGGAAGAAGGACGGGACUGUCUAUUUCGGCCAGUUCGCUGACGAUCUCAUGCACGGGUACGGCGAGGAGCUGUGGCCCGACAAGUCCAGGUUCGCUGGGGAGUUCGUCCGGGGCCAGAAAUCCGGGCACGGGGUGUACCACUGGCCCGAGGGCUCCGAGUACGCAGGCCAGUGGCGCGACAAUAAGAUCGAUGGCAUCGGCCGGUACAGAGGCAAGGACGGGCGCCAGUACUCUGGUCUGUGGUCCGACGGGCAGCUUCACGGAUGCGGCCGCUACACGUGGGCCAACGGCCAAUCGUUCGCCGGCCAGUACGCGCGAGAUGAGAAGUCCGGAUACGGGGUCUUCACGUGGAAGGACGGGCGCCGGUACGAGGGCUUCUGGGCCGACGGCAUGCAGCACGACGCCGGCAAGCUCUGCAGCCCGACGCACGGCGCCCGCAUGGCCAAGUGGAAUCGCGGCAAGCACGUCAGGUGGCUUGACCUUCCAGAGGACCCGAGCGGAAGCCGGG
Messenger RNA from Prorocentrum cordatum, 1067 nucleotides. NCBI's taxonomy places the organism in Eukaryota, Dinophyceae, Prorocentrales, Prorocentraceae. The record is from the annotation of a GenBank genome assembly.